Messenger RNA from Trematosphaeria pertusa, 714 nucleotides. Its product is annotated as hemerythrin HHE cation binding domain-containing protein. The annotation marks the transcript as partial. The transcript has a single exon. The record is from RefSeq and is a predicted model, not a curated record. Lineage: Eukaryota; Fungi; Ascomycota; Dothideomycetes; Pleosporales; Trematosphaeriaceae.
UGGGAAGCCGGCCCCAUGCAGCUCAUCCCCACGCCCUUCUCCCAAACCGGCUUAACCGACCAAUACACCUUCUGCGCCUCCGAAAUGGCGCUCGUGCACAACUGCGUCGUCCGCGCCUUCAACAGCAUCUACCUCCAAGCACCCCACAUCCCCGUCUCCGAAUACGCCAACUUCGUGCACUACUGCAUCGCGGCCUACGACGGCCUGAAAGCGCACCACGAGGGCGAGGAAGCGCACUUCUUCCCGGAAAUCGAGCGGAUUACGGGGGAGAAGGGGCUCAUGGAAGUCAAUGUGGAACAGCACCACGCGUUUGAAAAGGGGUUCAAUGCGUGGGGUAAGUGGCUCAAGGAUAUCGAGGCGCGGAAGAAUAACUUCAGUCCGGAUAUGUGUCGCAGCCUUAUGGACGAUUUUGUCGCGCCGCUGUCGACGCAUCUGAACGACGAGAUUGCGACACUGCUCUCUUUAGCCCGGUUUGGAGAUAAGCUGGAUCUGAGGGCGAUGUGCAAGGCGGAGGCGGAUAAGGUAAUGGGCGGGUUGGGCAAGACGACGCAGUUGCCCGUGUUCUUUCUAAAUCAUGAUACCGAGUUUGAGGGUGGGGUGCAUAAUUUCCCGCCGAUUCCGCCGCCGGUUAGGUGGGUGUUGAGGGAAGUGUGUGGGAGGUGGAAUAGGGAGUGGUGGAAGUUUAGUUCGUGUGGGUUUGAUGGGAGGCCGAGG